Messenger RNA from Uncinocarpus reesii 1704, 2958 nucleotides. RefSeq lists its product as uncharacterized. Gene Ontology annotation, cellular component: nucleus; membrane. The coding region runs from base 1 to 2958 and encodes 985 amino acids. The transcript is spliced from 6 exons. NCBI's taxonomy places the organism in Eukaryota, Fungi, Ascomycota, Eurotiomycetes, Onygenales, Onygenaceae. The record is from RefSeq and is a predicted model, not a curated record. Gene Ontology annotation, biological process: regulation of DNA-templated transcription. Gene Ontology annotation, molecular function: glycosyltransferase activity; zinc ion binding.
AUGCCUCCUAUGAAGUUCCGCAUCCUUAUUUCCAUCAUUGCCGCUUCCAUCACUGCGUUCUUUUUUUGGGGCAUUGAUCGAUAUGACAAUGCCAUUCUUAUCAAGGUAGACCCUCCAGUGAGCCAAGUGGCUUCCGCUAAUUCCAUUCACUCGCAUUCGGAUACCACCAACAAGACGCCUGACGAAAUGUGCCACACUGACAAAACCCUUGUCCCUGCGGUUUCCCUGGGAGAAUGGUUGAUUCGCAAGAACUACACACGCAGCUACAUGCGUGCCAAAUUCCACCCGGCAAACACCAAGUUCAGAUCGCUGGAACCGAUCGAGGGAAGAGUAUUGCCACCGUUUCGCGCGCUAGAUCGUGGCCUAAAGAUCUCCAACAAGAGCGAACCAUGGCCAUGCCCACCGAUUGUUGAUGUCAGCGUCGCCGCGGACCCUCCUAUCGACAGCACAAACCAGCUGCUAUUUGGGCUCGCAACGACCGUUGAAAGGCUGGACGCCAUUUUACCAUCCCUGCUGUACUCCUACGGAAACACCAAAGCAAGUCUCCUAGUCCUAGUGCCGGACAAUCGAAACGAUCUGGACACCCGGGAGGCCUAUUUCCGGAACCGAGGCCUUGACCUCAGCUUGCGACCUUCUCCUCUGGAAUUCACCGCUCGCUACUUUGGCUUGGUCGAAGCGUUCAUGAAAUUUGUCGACGAGGAACGGCCACACACAAAAUGGGUCAGCUUCGUUGAUGACGACACUUUCUUCCCCUCACUGGCAAGAAUUGCGAACAAACUUGCAACAUUGGAUGCCUCGAAGAAACAUUACAUUGGCGCUUUGUCUGAAGCUAGCUGGCAGGUCAACAAUUUUGGGCGCAUGGCCUUUGGAGGAGCUGGAGUGUUUGUUUCCAAAGGACUGCUCGAGGCUCUCCAACCCGUGUAUCGGCAAUGCCAGGACGUUGGCGAUCAGCCCGGAGACCAGAAGCUCGGGCAAUGUAUUAAGCAAUACGGGAAAACGAAACUGACAACUUGGGACUCUUUAUACCAAAUGGAUAUGCAGGGGAAUCCAGAUGGAGUCUUUGAAUCAGGAAAAGAGAUCAAUUCUUUGCACCAUUGGAAUACCUGGUUCAAAAAGGAUGUGGCUAAGAUGAGCACCGUAGCUGUUGCUGCCGGACGCCAUUCGGUCCUUCGACGAUGGCGCUUUGAUGAGACAGUCGAAACGGAUCACACCGGAGUUCAAAAACGAAGCUUCUGGGUGCUGACCAACGGUUAUUCCCUCGUUCGAUACACCAUGGAUGUCAACCUGCCCACUCGCGCAAUCAACUUCGACCACACAGAGAAAACUUGGGGCGAAGAUGGCAAAGGUUACGAAAAUCGGCUAGGUCCGCUGAGACCUGAAGACCAGCGUGGAAUCCAGAAAGACCGGUGGAUGCUCUCCGAUUCUAUGGUUGUCGGGAACAAUGUCCAUCAGACCUAUACUCGAAAGGGGUUGGAAGGCCACAGUGUCAUUGAGCUCGUCUGGCUCGGAAUCAGUAUCGAAAAACGAUGGUUCAAUGGAGAUUUCAAAUCGACAUGGCGCAAAGGUCAAGCUGGUGCCCCUCGAACUGGGUGCCAUAUGCACACUUCGUCGACCAACUCUACACAAAACAAACCCUCAACCUCCAGCUCUCACAUCAAACCAGGCCCUUACAACUUGGAGCGGGCGAAUCCCAAAGGAUUUACCAUUCUCUAUCUGCACCUGCCUACAGAACCGAGCUUCUUGAAUCUUCUCCCGCCAUCUCGCAUGUCCUCUCCCGCCGCCCUCGACGCCUGGGCGCUUCCCCGCCUCGCGAAGCUCCUACCGCUCGACGACGAGUCCUUGAAACAAGUGAUUGCAUACACCGCAAGCUUACCGAAGCAAGAAAGCGCAACACAUUUGAGAAAUUUAUUAGACGACUCCGCUGCCUCGUUGGAAUUCAUUGCGGCGUUUAAUUCGAGGAGGGGCGGCAACGACGGCAGUGCCGAACAGACGCGGACACGGGGUAAAGGUAACAAUGCCGGUGCGGCUGGCAGGAAGAGCCAGGAGAAGAAGGGCUCGAUACAUACACCCACCGCGGUUAGAAGGCCAGAGGGAUACGGCGAUGUGAGCGGGGGAUACGUCAAGUCUCAAAGGGGAGAAGAAUACAUUGCCGGAGCUCUGGCGCAGGUGCAGAUAUCUUCAUCGUCGGCGGGACUCGUCACGGAAUCAGUCGCCAGCCGGGAGGAAAGGCGGGAAAGCCGCCCCCGUCUGCGUCGGGCCCGGUUGAUAUCGGAAUAUUUGCCCAAUGUGAAGUCAAAGAAGGAGAAGGCUGCAGCGACCAGUUCGCCCACACGCGGGAUAAUAUGUGCCCUUGAGGGUCUCCAGCCCUGCUCCUUUUGCGGCACGCCACUCCUAUCCACAGGCGAAGUACAAGACAUCAUCCGCGAACUGCGCGCCGAGCGAGGCGGCCAGAAGAUGCGCGCGCACAACGAGAGCGUCCAUCGUGACGGCGGCGUGCCCACACCGGCAUUCGCCAACGUCAACGAUGCCAAAUUAGAAGCCGCCAAAGCCCAUCGAGACAAGCUGCUCUCGUUCCAAGCGCACAACGCGCAACGCACGCGCGUGGUGGACGAAGCGGCGGAUUUCGACAUGCCCACCAGCGCAUCGACGCAGUGGAUGACGCCGGCGCAGCGGGCGCUGGCGCUUAAGAAACAGCAGCGGCUAAUGCGGGAAAUGGAGGAGCGGAAUCGGCCUGAGUGGGAGAGGAGGAGUGUGGUGAUGAGUUUGGAUAUCAAGAAGGGAAAGGUGGUGCGGACGUUUGAGCGGGGAGAGGUUCCGCGGACGGCUAGUGGUGGUGAUGAUGAUGGGAUUGAGGAUACGGAGGCCGGUGUGGAAACCAGAGGCGGAUGGGGGAGGGGAUGCUGGAUUGCAGACGAGAAGGAGAGAACAGAGGCAGACGUGGAGACGGGUGCAGGAUGA